Molecule: messenger RNA, 2244 nt
Organism: Eruca vesicaria subsp. sativa (arugula)
Lineage: Eukaryota; Viridiplantae; Streptophyta; Magnoliopsida; Brassicales; Brassicaceae
Source: the annotation of a GenBank genome assembly
UGCGCUUUUGUCCUGUGUACAAACAUAAAGACAGUGUGAGCUGGGGAAAGAGACGAUUCAGGUUGAGAGAUGAUACGUAGUGGCAAAGCUUUGAGAUCUGUUCGGUAUCGAUUCAUGGAGACAGGUAUCCUGACAACUUCUUUAUUCCACAGACCAUACGAAGAGUUCUUGUGUUUCGUCUGCGAACGAGGCUUUUCUGGUGAUAGCGGCAGAAAUCGCACUUCUUACAAAGAGAGAUUGAGAAUUGGGAUUAUUGGUAUUAAGAAGGAUGAUGCUGUUGCUCUCUUUCACUCCAUGAUUAGGUCUCGUCCUCUUCCUACGGUUAUAGAUUUCAAUAGACUGUUUGGUUUAGUUGCUAAAACAAAACAAUAUGAUCUCGUGUUGGAUCUCUGCAAGCAGAUGGAAUUGCAAGGGAUUGCGUAUGAUCUCUACACGCUGAAUAUUGUCAUCAAUUGCUUCUGCAGGCGUCGUAAACUCGGGUUCGCUUUUUCUGCUAUGGGAAGAUUAUUGAAACUUGGGUAUGAGCCUGACACAGUCACAUUCUCUACUUUGAUUAACGGUCUAUGUCUCCAGGGUAAAGUUUCACAAGCUGUGGAAUUAGUUGAUCGUAUGGUGGAAAUGAAGGUUCUACCAAAUCUCAUCAUACUCAACACUAUUGUCAAUGGGCUUUGUCUCCAACAUAGACUCUCUGAAGCAAUGGCUUUGAUUGAUCGAAUGAUGGAAAAGGGAUGUCGACCUGAUCAGUUUACAUAUGGUCCUAUUUUGAACAGAAUGUGUGAGACAGGGAACACUGCCUUGGCCUUGGAUCUGCUCAGAAAGAUGGAAUAUAGAAAGAUCAAGCCUGACGUAGUCACAUACAGUAUCAUCAUUGACAGUCUUUGCAAAGAUGGGAGCCUAGAAGAUGCACUCAGCCUUUUCAAUGAAAUGGAAACCAAAGGGAUCAAAGCAAAUGUCUUUACCUACAACUCUCUCAUUGGAGGAUUUUGUAAUGUUGGUAGAUGGGAUGAUGGUGCACAAUUUCUGAGGGAUAUGAUUACAAGGAAAAUCACCCCAGACAUCGUCACUUUCAAUACUUUGAUUGAUUGUUUUGUGAAAGAGGGAAAGCUUACUGAGGCUAAAGACUUGUACUAUGAGAUGAUCAAAAGAGGGAUAGAUCCUGAUACCAUUACAUAUAAUACUUUGGUAUAUGGGUUGUGCAACGGAAACCGCUUAGAUGAGGCCAAUCAGGUGCUGGAUAUAAUGGUUAGCAAAGGAUGCGAUGUUGAUAUUGUGACUUAUAGUAUCCUUAUAAAUGGAUAUUGUAAGGCUAAAAUGGUUGAUGAAGGUAUGAGACUUUUCCGCAAAAUGUCUCUGAGAGGAUUGGUUGCCAAUACAGUCACUUAUAGCACUCUCAUCCAAGGAUUUUGUCAAUCUGGAAAACUUAAUGACGCCAAAGAACUCUUCCAAGAGAUGGUCUCUAUUGGUGUGCCACCCACUGUUGUUACUUAUGGUAUUUUGCUGGAUGGGUUGUGUGACAAUGGAGAAGUAGAAAAGGCUUUGGAAAUACUUGAUCAGAUGCACAGUUGUAAGAUUGAUCCUGGUAUUGGUAUAUAUUCUAUAAUCAUUCACGGGAUGUGCAAUGCUUGUAAGGUCGACGAUGCUUGGGAUCUAUUCUGCAGCCUACCUUCGAAAGGAGUGAAGCCCAAUGUUAAGACAUUCACUGUAAUGAUCUCGGGAUUGUGUAAAAAAGGGUCAUUGCCUGAAGCAAAUACUUUGCUAAGAAAAAUGAAGGAAGAUGGGAUUGCGCCAAAUGAAUGUACCUACAACACACUAAUUCGAGCUCAUCUCAGAGGUAGUGACAUAAGCAAAUCAGUUGAACUCAUCGAAGAAAUGAAGAGGUGUGGCUUCUCCGCUGAUGCUUCCACCAUGAAGAUGGUUAUUGAUAUGUUAUCCAGUGGUAGAUUGGACAAAAGCUUUCUAGAUAUGCUUUCUUGGAAGCCUCAUUUAACUAUGAAACAGUCCCCAUUAGUGUUUACGAGUUAAUUGGGUUUAUUAGUGGAAACCAGUUUUUUGUUGUGUGAAACUACAACUGGAGUAUGUCAAGGGUCAAAAUGUGUGUUCUCUGGUUUUGUCAGUGAUCUAAUUAAACUGCAACAUUGGCAUUGGUUUGCUCUGUUUAUAGUUGACAAAAGGUUUUUUGGCUUAGGGAAAAUGGUCAAGAUAUUAACCACAACUGAGCCAAACUUGCAAAGAUUAAUGACACUC